AUGAAGAUAUCCCCAGGUCUGUCCCUGGCCGUCGCCGGGAUAUGGCUCGCCGGAGCCUGCCAGGGCCAGGACACCCAAUCGCCACCCAGCCGGCGUGGUGCAUCAUCGCACCGCAACACCGUGGCUAUCCCUAGAGCCGCCUUGUCGACCAUCUUAGACCAAGUACCAUCGUGCGCAAAAUCGUGCGUUGAACAACUCACGGCCGGCCACGACUGCGACGACGGAACAUGCCUCUGCGCCAACGCCACCGUCGAACACGCCCUCGGACCCUGCGUAUUGGCUGCGUGCACCAUGGCCGAGAGCAUCACCACCAAGAACUUCACGCAAGCCGCGUGCAACUUACCACGGCGCGAUCGCGCGACACCCUUCAACGUCACGUCCAUCACGCUCUGUACCAUUACCGGCAUCAUGGUCCUUGCCAGGCUCAUCUUCAAGGGCCAAUUUAGCUACGCCGCCAAGCUCGGCCUCGACGACUGGUUCAUCAUCGCCUCCAUCGCCGUCGGCCUGCCGUGCACCAUCAUCAACGGCGUGGGCUUCACACGCCACGGCCUCGGCAAGGAUGUUUGGACGCUCCCCCCCGACAUGAUCGAGACCUUUGGCCGCUUCUUUUAUGCGCAGCAGAUUCUGUAUCUGUUUCUCGUCACUUCCAUAAAAAUGAGCUUGCUCUUCUUUUAUCUGUCGAUAUUUCCUGGCAGAGGCGUCCGUACCGUGCUGUGGCUGACAAUGGCCGUAACGGGCGUCUUCGGGCUGACCUUUGUGCUGCUGUCAAUCUUUCAGUGCACCCCCAUACAAUUCUAUUGGCUGCGUUACGUACAGCCUGUCCACGGAUACUGCACGAGGAUCAAUUUGCUAGGGUGGAUACACGGCGGCGUCAGUACAGCUAUUGACGUUUGGAUGAUUGGCAUUCCCCUCUUCGAGAUUCGCAAGCUAGAGCUGCACUGGAAGAAGAAGGUCGGGGCGGCCAUCAUGUUUCUCACAGGAACAUUUGUCACCAUCGUCUCGGCGCUGCGGCUCAGGUCCCUCAUCUACUUCGCCAAUUCCAUCAACCCAACCUGGGAUGAAUUGCCCGUAGCUCUAUGGGCCACCAUUGAAAUCAAUGUCGGACUAAUGUGCGCUUGCCUACCGACGCUGCGAUUGAUUCUUGUGCGAAUGUGGCCUCGCGUAUUCGGGAGCACGAUAAACUCAGCAUCCGAGAGAUCCGCUGUUUCGCACGCGACAAACACGAGCGCCUCUGCCCGCAAGGGAAAGAUUCGGGCCGCUAGUCUUGACACAGACACAGCACCCAUAAGCCCACGGCUAAUGGAAACCAAUACGGCAUUUGAGCUGGAAGCUAAAUAUCCAACAUCGGAGGAUGACCGCGAGGACUUAGAGAGUCACGGGGGUCACGAGACCGCUUCAUUUGAAGACGGCUGCCACGCAAAAUAG
Messenger RNA from Cordyceps fumosorosea ARSEF 2679, 1425 nucleotides. RefSeq names its product Extracellular membrane protein, CFEM domain protein. The transcript has 3 exons. The record is from RefSeq and is a predicted model, not a curated record. The coding region runs from base 1 to 1425 and encodes 474 amino acids. NCBI's taxonomy places the organism in Eukaryota, Fungi, Ascomycota, Sordariomycetes, Hypocreales, Cordycipitaceae.